CCUCGUUAGCUCGUCAUUUUGUCAUCACUGUCAUCGCCAAUAUCUUUGCCGCAGUUUUCAAGGAUCAUUACUUAAAUAAAGGAGCAUCCUAUUCGGCGGGCCGACAUCGCUUCGAAUAUACACGGCGAAGUGUAACAGCAUUGUGCAUCGCUCUUAGGAAAAAAAAAACCGCUCAUCCCGCCCAUAAUCGCACGAAGGACGAGCCGGCGCGGAAGUGCUCGCGCGGGGAUACACGGGGGAGCGAACAUAGAGGAUGUAAACGAGCGGAUGGGAGCGCGCUAGGUUCCGAGGGGAGCGAUAGACAGAGACGUAGGAGAGCGAGACCGGCGCGGUGGCGGUGUCGGUGGCGGCGGUAGUGGCGGCUCCAGUAGUAGGACGCGGGCUCGGACGCGAUCGGGGUAAGUUCGGGGACGUUCGACUGUUAGACAAGUACGAGCGAGCGAGAAACUUGGUCGGCGGCAGUGGACGGGCGGCAGCGGACGGCAGCGUCGGUGAUAAGAGGCGGGGACCGUCGUUGGAGCGUGACCGCGUGUGUGAGCUUAGCGCCAGUCUACCUCUCUCCCGUCUUUCUCCUCCGUCUCUGUCCCUCUUCUUCCGCUUCGCCUCCCCCUUUAACGUGUCCGCUCCGAAGCGACGGAGAGGAGGAAGACGACGCGUGCCCGACGUGAAGAAAACUUGAGGCCAACGGCGAACGGUCGUUAUUCGAGUUUACCGUACCGUGGACGGUGGCGAGAAGAAGCGACGAGCGCGCGCCCGUCGGUUUCGAUAAAUAACCCACUCGCAGAUUGGCUCGCGGCGUACUUCAUCUCGCUACCGCGAGAAAGGACCGUCGUCUUCGUCGUCGUCGUCGUCGUCGUCGUUGUCGCCGCCGCCGCCGCCGCCGCCAAAGGGAAGUAACCGACGAUCACGGAAGAAGAGGCGCCGCCGGGGCUGUCUUCGCGUUUCUCACUUGGAAGGUGCGUGCUCGAGUGCCGCGCGUUUAUGUACCACGGCAGGUGACACUGGGAGAGCAGAGCGACAAAAAUCCGAUCGGCGGCGAAACGUGCCGCGAGAGAUUAACGACUCGUCGGACUACCGGAAGAGGAAGCGUGGUGCUCGCAGAAGGACGAUCCUCGCUGAGGACAGCGGGCGGAAUUUCACGCAGACGAACGAAGGAGUCGGAGUGCCACGUCGUGAAGGACAAAAGAGGAACGUGGAGCAGGAGCCUUAUCCAAGAUGACGAGCAUAGUAACGAACCUGGUGCAUAGUUAUAGGGACCUUAUGGACAAUCAGUCCGAUCCCAGGGUGAACGAUUGGGUGAUGAUGAGCAGCCCCUUCCCAACCCUGAUGAUAUGCCUGUCAUACGCUUACUUUAGCAAGGUUCUGGGACCGAAGCUGAUGGAAAACAGAAAGCCUUUCGAUCUUCGCGGGAUCCUUAUAACAUAUAAUCUCCUACAGACCCUCUUCUCCACAUGGAUAUUCUACGAGUAUUUGAUGAGUGGUUGGGCGAAAGAUUACAGUAUUCGGUGCCAGCCAGUCGAUUAUUCGUAUAGUCAGAUGGGCAUCAGGAUGGCGAAUACCUGCUGGUGGUAUUACUUUAGCAAAUUCACCGAGUUCUUCGACACACUAUUCUUCAUUCUGCGAAAGAAGAACCAACACGUUUCAACGCUUCACGUAAUGCAUCAUGGGGUAAUGCCUUUCUCCGUGUGGAUGGGGGUGAAGUUCGCACCGGGCGGCCACAGUACUUUCUUCGCCCUCUUAAACACCUUCGUACACAUCAUAAUGUACUUUUACUACAUGGUAGCUGCGAUGGGUCCGCAAUUCCAAAAGUACAUAUGGUGGAAGAAAUACCUUACUACUAUGCAAAUUAUACAAUUCGUGAUGAUCAUGUUCCACCAAUUCCAAUUGCUCUUCAUUGAGUGCGAUUAUCCACGUAGUUUCAUGAUCUGGAUCGGCUUGCACGGUUGCCUGUUUCUCGGACUGUUCUCGGACUUUUACAAGACGAAGUACACAGGCGUAGGUAGCAAAGCCUCCGCGAGGAUGCAGAACGAUUCAUCCGGCGGAGUCUGCAUGCCGGUCUUGGACGAGAAGUCGACGCACAACGGUGUAUCCUCAUACACGAUUUACAACAAGGAGUACAACAGCUGUUAUAGUAAUGGCACAAACAAUGGUUACGUCGCUAACAACAACACAGAGAAGAAACUCGCUUAGGACACUUUGCUGCCUUGGUGGAUACUCGAACAUUUUGUUCGAAGUGUUGUCGGUCAGCUCGUCUCGCUGUACUACAGUUACCAUUCAUCCGCCAUAACGUCAUCUCAUGACAGGAGUAAAACGAAUUUACGUGUGAAAUACGCAAAGCCAACAACAAAUUAAGUGCGCGUGUAAAGGGGAUGAAGAGAGACGAGAUAUUCGUGAAAAAGAUAAACACAACAAAACAACAGUGAGACAAAUUUUCGUUAUCUCGCUGCAACAUUCUGCAUCGUUAGCAGAGCGAAAGCUGUGUUCACUAACAUAGAGUCAUCGACGAGAGAACUGUUACAACGUCCGUUACAAAAUAAAAAGAACGAAAAGAAGAAAAAAAAGAACAAGAAAUGACGGAAUGCGCAAAUCAUCGCUAAUAUCGCGCAAUCUUCCUCUUUCGAGCCUUCGUAAUAAUGAAACGUGGUUUGUACUCGAUUUGUUAGAGCCUCGUGACACCUGCUGCCACCCGAAAAUAGAACAUCGAUAAUAUCGUCGGUAAUCAUCGAUAAUACGAUAAGAGAACUAGCGAAGAGAGGAAAAAAGAGACUACUUUUGCACUUUCUGUAUUUCUCGGCGCUAUCGAAAAUCGCUGUUGCUGCGGUUUUAAAAUCUCUAGGUCGCGGAUAGCUUGACAAUGUGUCUGAGAGAAAUAGGACUUGAGCGCAAUGUAACGCCUGAGAGAGAGAGAGAGAGAGAGAGAGAGAGAGAGAGAGAGAGAGAGAGAGAACGCGAGGACGAGAGCGAGCUUAACGACAUUUAAAGAGCCAUCUACAAUGCUGGGAUUGGUAGUAGGCAGUAAGAUCAUAAGCAGUAAGCAAAUUGAUCAACCACGGUUGGUCGGUUAUUAAAAGAAUAAUCACUGUGCUGGUCAAUUUGCAUAUUUCUUACAUCUUAUUGCUUACUACCAAUCCCAUUGUAGAUGGACUUUUAAAGCGCACAUAUACGCGACGGGGAACAACCGCGCAAGCAAAUUCCCUGUUGCAAAAUCGAAAACGGACAAAAGCGUGUUCGCCGUGCGUGCAUUUUAUUCGUGAGUUGUGUACAUUUGUUUUUAAUACGGCUUGAACAUUUCUUUUUAUGCAGUUUGGGACGCAUUCGAUAAUCUAACGAGAGAAUAUUUUUUUAUUAAUUCCCAUAAGUAAAAUUUUCUCAUUGAAUUAUCGAUUACGUUACAAACUGUAUCGAAAAGUAUUCAAACCCGUUUUAGUAUUCCGUUUUGGAGUGGAGUAUAUAUAAUUGAGUCGAAUACGUAUGAAUGUUUCUUGGAUAGCACGUAAUUUUAAAAUACUUUCCCCAUCGAGACACAUUGGAACUAAAUCCUUUCUUAUUUCAAUCUCUCCUUCUAUCAUUAUCACCGACUCUCUCUCUCUCUCUUUUUCUCUCUCUCUCUCCCUCUCUCUCUCUCCCCCUCCCCUCUCUCUGCCCUUUUUUUCUAUCUCUCUAUCUCUCUCUCUCCUCCCCCUUUCUUCUUCUCUACAGUCCCAAUUGUGUUCAGAACUUGGGUGAAUUUUGUAAAAUUUAAGUAUACAAAUCGAUUCAUCCAAAUCGUUAUAUACAAUAUCGUAUACAGUCGUAUCGAUACUAUAUAUAAUAUCGUAUACAGCAAAGCCAGUUACAUACGAUUAUUGAUUUGGUGAUCGCUUCGUGGCGUUUCCACUGAUGUUAAUUUAUUAAUUGAGAAAUUGAUGUGUUAAGAGGUAUUGUUGGCUAAUAAUUAGCUAGUUAGUUAUCUAAUUCUCAGUAUGUAUGGAGUUCUUUAUACUAUAUGGAAACGUUAAAAAUUCUUAGCGAUGAUGAACCAUUGUAUUCGUAAUUAAUUAAACUUACACAACUUCCCUAAUAAGUUCUUAAUUCAUUCGGAAGCUUGAUUCUACUAUUGCACGUGGUAUAUAGUAAUGAUGGCGAUAAUCUCGUAACAACGGUGAUGGUGACAGUAGUGAUGAUAGUGAUAAUGGUGACGGUGACGGUGAUGGUGAUGGUGGUUAAUAAUAGCAAUGCCAGUGCCAGCUCCAAUGCCGACGCUGGUGUUGACAAAAAUUGUUCGCUGCUUCGAUCAUUUCCUCUUUAGCGCGCGGCAGUAAGCCGCAGUGCGGCCUGUUUAUUGUGCAACAGAACUGGCGCUUUAAUCGAUCGAAAAAGCACGCAACAUUUGAGUCACGAAGCUCUGUAGUAGUGUCGUUUCGUAGAAUCAAGCUUCCAAAGUGAUCGCGCACUAAGCAACGAGUCUCUCUUACACGCGAUCAUUAUCAAGAGUUGGAUCAUGGUUGCGAGAACGAGUCGAAUGCAAAACGUGUGUUUUAAUCUGCGUAUGCAUACGCGAAUAUAUAUUAUACGGGGGAAAGGGAAAAUGUGUGUUUAAAGACCAUAAUAAGUCGCACUAAGAUUAGUAUAUUUAUACACUUCCUAUUUUUAUGAACAUAUUAUUUAUGAUGACCCGAAUACAAUAAAACACUGAUGAUGAAAUAUCUCGAUUGUAAUAAACUUAACCUCGGUUAUUUUUACAAAACGGAUGAAGUAAAUUUAUGAAAAGAGAAAGAGACAAGAACGAAAGAGAAAGACGUGAAAACAGUCUUGCGUCGUGUUUGUCAUGCUCAACCUCCUUAUGAAAGUAUACAUAUAAUUGAUGCUUGCGAAAAAGAGUGCAUUCGAACAUCCUCUUUCCUCAGAUACAAAUUUGAAAGCGCACCCCCGAACGAGUGUAACAAUUAAAAUUUAAUCCUUGUGUAUGUGUAAUCUGUUUAUUCUUUCUUUAUUUCCAUAACAUGCAUAUCAUGCUUUGUAUGAUCAUAAUUCACAUCAUGUUAGUUUAAGAAACUGUUCUGGAGUAACAGCUCAUUUUUAGAUAUUUUUUUAAUUAUGCUAGAAAAUUGGCAAAGCGCGCGUAAUAAUAAUGAUAGUAAUAACGAUAGCGACAAGAGCGAUAUCCGUCUUCAACAUGAAAUUGUUAUUUGAUGUAUCAAUUAGAUAUUACAAACUGGCCAAAUUCUUAUA
Odontomachus brunneus is the source of this 5211-nucleotide messenger RNA. Its product is annotated as elongation of very long chain fatty acids protein AAEL008004-like. Bases 1216 to 2190 code for a protein of 324 amino acids. Gene Ontology annotation, biological process: sphingolipid biosynthetic process; fatty acid elongation, monounsaturated fatty acid; fatty acid elongation, saturated fatty acid. Lineage: Eukaryota; Metazoa; Arthropoda; Insecta; Hymenoptera; Formicidae. Gene Ontology annotation, cellular component: endoplasmic reticulum membrane. The transcript has 6 exons. Gene Ontology annotation, molecular function: fatty acid elongase activity. The record is from RefSeq and is a predicted model, not a curated record.